Messenger RNA from Cuscuta epithymum, 694 nucleotides. The record is from the annotation of a GenBank genome assembly. NCBI's taxonomy places the organism in Eukaryota, Viridiplantae, Streptophyta, Magnoliopsida, Solanales, Convolvulaceae.
AACAAUAUCUCACAACUCACUAAUUAAGCACUUCGGUUUAGAAUAAUUUCCAUACAUACUAAAGCCAACUAAAAUACACAAUGGGUGUGAGUGCCUAUACCGAUGUAGCGAAAUCUCCCAUUGCAGCUCACAGAUUGUUCCAAGCUUUUUAUGUCGACUCACACAAUCUCUUCCCAAAGGUGCUGCCACAAGUUUUCUCUAAGAUUGACCUCAUUCCGGGUCAGGGUGGUGCCCCAACCAUUAAGCUCAUCCAAUACCGUGAUGGAGACCAAGUGAAGUGCAUGAAAAACGAGAUAACUGAGCUAGACGCGAAUAAGUUGGUGUGCAAGAACCGAAUAGUCGAGGGAAAUAUGAUCGGAGACGAGAUUGAGACUAUUUGCUACGAUGUGAAAUUUGAAGCUAACAGCGGCGGAGGUUGUACUUGCACCACCAAAAUUGAGUAUCACACCAAGGGUGACUUUGUUAUCAAUGAAGAGGAAAUGAAGAAAGCCGAAGAGAAAUCCAAGGGUAUCUUUGAGGCUGUUCAAGCUUACUUGACCGCACAUCCAGAUCUUUACGCUUGAUUCACUAAAUUUAUGUAUUGCAUGUCUUGAAUCAAUUCCACUCUUUUAAGUGUGCUUCUGUGAUCAUCGUCUUUCAAUUGAAUAAGGAAUUGAAUGUGUUUCAACUUUUUUCUCUUCGUACAACAUGUGCC